AGAGUGGAUAUACAGCCCUCGCUCUCUGCGCAUCGUGACUUGACUCUGAAAUCUUGAGCCGCUAACUUCUAAGGAUUAUUACGUGAGACUUCUCAGUGCUGCCAGUCGGAAAGGGAUUUAGUGAAUGGUGACUUUGGUUGAUCGAGAAGAGAGUGGAGUGUUCAUUUGUUGAGGAUUUGGAUUAUUUUGUUGCCGAGAGAGCAAAUAACAUGUUGUGAAGUUGGACAUUGACUCCGGCUCCGCGACCAAGUCUUUUGCUCUCCCAAGUCUUGGAUUAAGUGACACUCGCAACGCAAGGAGGAAAAUGGAGGAGUUGUACUGUGCUGAAGUGCCUGCAUGCUCAGAGGGACCAAUUGCGCUGCAAGACCCCGUGUUACUGCACGACAGUCGCGUGUUGACCAACCUGUUGCAGCUGCAGCCCUUCACCAUGCCGGCACAGAACUACUUCAAACACAUCCAGAGUGACAUCCAGCCGUACAUGCGGAAGGUCGUCACCAGAUGGAUGUUAGAUGUGUGCGAGGAACAGGCAUGCGAGGACCAAGUCUUUGCUGUCGCGAUCAACUUCCUCGACCGGUUCCUGUGUGCUUGCGUGGUACAGAGGACGCAACUCCAACUCCUGGGCGCUGUGUGCCUCCUGCUGGCGUCCAAACUCCGUCAGUGCCGCCCUCUGUCCAUCGAGCUCCUCGCCUACUACACUGACUACUCCGUCGGCGUUCAGGAGAUCAAGAGCUGGGAACUCCUGCUGGUGUCCAAGCUUGGCUGGGACCUAUCUCCUGUCACGGCUGGGGACUUCGUGGACCACCUCCUGAACCGGGUGCCCGUCCUAGCGCGGGAGCCCAUCGUCAGAAGACACGCCACCACCUUCGUCGCCCUCGCCGCCACCGAGCCCGAGUUCGUGCAGGUGGAGCCGUCGGCCGUGGCGGUGGCGUCCAUCGUGGCCGCCGUGCGGGGCCUCAACGUCGGCGAGUGGGCGGCCGUCCUGUCCAGCCUGGCGUCCGCCGUCAACCUGGACGCCCACUCCCUCCAGCCCAUCGUCGAGCAAAUCGAGAUGGUCGUCGAGAAGGAGACGGCGGUCCUCCCGGAGAGCAUGCACGUGCAGCAGCAAGCACAGCAGGCACAGCAGCAGCAGCACCCCACCACGCCCACGAACAAGCAGCACCCCACCUCGCCCAUGGAGUUUUUUGACGGCAACGAAACUCCGACCGACCUGACGGACAUCCACUUCUGAUGGCGGAAGCGUCAGUAGGGCGUUGCAUGUCGGACGCAGCGGCCUCGCGGGGCGCUGCCGCGGGGUUUUAGACGUAGAAGUCGUAACGGACGCGCUGCAGAGGAGACGCGGCCGGCGCAGGUCGAGCCCUCACAUCCUCCUCACUGCGCCUCAGGUAUCCGAGGAUCAUACGAAGUCCCUCCGACCUCCGCGCGGGGCUCGCGAAGGGACGCUAGUGUAGAUCCUCAAAAUGAAGAAAAAAUCUUUUCUUUUUCAAGUGAAGCUGUAGCCUAACCAAAGACAUUUCAAGGAGGAAGUGAAGUGGCCGCGACUCCCGAUGGCCUCUGCAAACGGGUGGAAGUCCCAAGGCCCCCUCGGCAAGGGUCGCUGGAAGACACGUCGCCGAGACCCGAGGGGGAAGCAAGAGGAUCAUCGAGGGCGUCGCCGGCGCGGCCCAACGCAGCGCGAUCUGGCUCAUACCAAAUGGUGUAGAUCUCAGUCAUUUUUCUGUAUCCAGUCAAAGUCAGGGGCGGGGGACCUUGGGGAACAACGGCCUCUCCUUCGCGAGUUGCAGGCUGCCUUGGGCCUUUGCUGCAUCUCAUGGGUGCUCCCAAAAAUAUAUAAAAAAGUACAACAAAAAUUGCAUCUCUGAGAUUCAGUUCAGCGCCAGUGAGCCUCGACUCGGGAAGGAAGGAGCGCCUUGAAGUAACUAAACCACAGGAGAAGCAGGACCAUCAGUCGAAGACGCUGAUGGAGGGUCGAAAGCAGGGAAAAGGAGGAGACUUAGGGCGCGGCAGCGAUCCGGCGCCUCCUGCUCCCUCCAUCCUUCUCGUGCCUUACACCCUUCUGCCGAGCCUUUAGGUGUACAGUAGAUUAAGUAGUGCCUUAAGAUACAAGCCCGUCUGGAAACUUGUCGUGUUGCAGGCGAGAAGUUGCCACGUUGCAUCGCUCUCGGCGAUGUCAACGGGAGCCGGUUGAUCGCAACGAGUUCGCGAAGAACAUCGGAAAACAAAGAAUCGCUCUCGUCCCCAGCUGGACUCGAGUUCCCGCAGGAAGGGAGAACAGCCGCCUUCAAGCUGUACGCGCAACCCCCCCUUUUCCUUCACAAAACUGUUCGAACACGACAUAACGUGUCAGUAUUAUUUAAGUCAUAAUCAAAUAUAUGUUAAUGGAAACGUCAGAACCACGGUGCUCAUAUAUUUUUGGAUUCUCAACAAGACGAGGAGGACUCUAGCGGAUUCGGGCAUUAGCUUGGGGAAGAUCUCAGUCCAGUGUUUGUGGAUGCUGUUCUGAAGAUAACAAACGAACAAAUUCCAUGAUCUCGUAGGUUGUAUGAGAAAACCAUGCGCAAAUAACAUUGUUCUCUCUUGUAUAAAUCAUAUUAUGUAUAUAUUGUGUAUACUUGUUAAUAUUGCUACUUAUAGGCUGUUUUAUAAUAUAUAUUUUGAAGUAUGUAACGUGGAUUCCAGUGUCGCUUCGUUUAUCAGAUGUUUACCCCUUUUUCCCUCGAGUAUCAGAAAGCAGUUUUGAUGCCUGAAUAUAUUAUAUUUGUAAUCUUUCA
Messenger RNA from Penaeus chinensis, 2768 nucleotides. Its product is annotated as G1/S-specific cyclin-D2-like. NCBI's taxonomy places the organism in Eukaryota, Metazoa, Arthropoda, Malacostraca, Decapoda, Penaeidae. Gene Ontology annotation, biological process: regulation of cyclin-dependent protein serine/threonine kinase activity; mitotic cell cycle phase transition; positive regulation of G1/S transition of mitotic cell cycle. Gene Ontology annotation, cellular component: cytoplasm; nucleus; cyclin-dependent protein kinase holoenzyme complex. The coding region runs from base 305 to 1228 and encodes 307 amino acids. The transcript has 4 exons. Gene Ontology annotation, molecular function: cyclin-dependent protein serine/threonine kinase regulator activity. The record is from RefSeq and is a predicted model, not a curated record.